This is a messenger RNA of Neocloeon triangulifer, 954 nucleotides long. RefSeq lists its product as uncharacterized. NCBI's taxonomy places the organism in Eukaryota, Metazoa, Arthropoda, Insecta, Ephemeroptera, Baetidae. The transcript is spliced from 5 exons. The record is from RefSeq and is a predicted model, not a curated record. The coding region runs from base 116 to 715 and encodes 199 amino acids.
CGGCGAAGUGCGGACCCAAAAUGACAUGGGGGCUUUUGUCCUCAGGAACUACAACUCCAACACCCUACGGCAGAAUUUCGAAUAGAGGUCAAGGCUUUUCUUAUUCUUCUCCAGGAUGGGCAUCAGGGCCUCCAAGUGGUUGGAAAGGGAAAAAAGGGGCCAGCAAUGCCGCGGUCAGCGCCCUGGCCCUUUUAGCUUUUCUGUUUUUCCUAAACAUGCUACAGCAAAACCUUGCGACUGGUCAGCAGCAGACGGUACUUUUCAGCGUCAACAACUCGAGCGGCCGUUAGUCACUGUUGCUCAAUUCAAAGCCAAGCAAGACAUCGAGGGACGCGCAAAAGUAACAGUGACGUCGACGAAAAAUGCGAAAUUAAACAUUCGAAAAACUCGCAACCUCAACGCAUAUGGUGAGGAUUCCGUAGAGAGACGGCUCGAUCCUGCUAUUGCUAAUAAGCUGCUAAACUUGAUGAGUUUGCCACUCGAAUACUUUAAAGGCAAUGAACCUCAACAAAAUGAACUAAGAAAAAACCUGUUAGAAACAAUGAUCAACUGCCGAGGAGAGAUUGCUUGCGCCUUGACCGGAGACUCAAAAGGCGAUGAUCAAGCGAAUCGAAUUCAUAGUCACGUCCUAUUGAAAUAUCUGAAACAAAGCAUCAAACUAUGGAAUCAACGUUUUAGAGGAUAUGGAAUGCGACGAAGUGGUCAAGUCUGUUGAGGACGAGUGCAUCACUUUGGCUGACACCUUGUCGACACUAAACCUGCCAAGUGAAGAAAACGAUCUAUUUUCUGAAGUCGGAGAGCUUAAAAUGGAAAUUAAUUUGACUUUUCUAGAAGCCGCGGGAAUAUAAUAUAUUAAUUUUUAAGUACUUUUGAGAUGCUGACCUUAGAAAUGACUGCAAAGGUUUGAGAAUUUACAAAUAAAUGGGAGAAUAAGUGCCCCUGCGUGUCAUUCAU